Aphanomyces invadans is the source of this 165-nucleotide messenger RNA. RefSeq lists its product as hypothetical. NCBI's taxonomy places the organism in Eukaryota, Oomycota, Saprolegniomycetes, Saprolegniales, Verrucalvaceae. The record is from RefSeq and is a predicted model, not a curated record. Bases 1 to 165 code for a protein of 54 amino acids. The transcript is spliced from 2 exons.
AUGGACGACUCCGUGUGGGAGUUUUAUCUCAAGGAGCUAUUGAAGUUUGAGCUGAUAGGACCCUCUGUUUUGCUUGUGGACAAUCUUGCCACCCACGUGUCGUCGACAUCGUACAAGCUCGUGGACGAAGACUUCCUCUUGACGUUGGCGUUAUGGGACCACUGA